CACGAACAGUUGGGGGAGCACGAGUUCGGUGAAAUAAGGACGCGGAGUUGUUAUUGUGGCGUUAGUUGUUAUCAACGAAAAUAAAAACAGUGGAUAAAAAAGGCAUAGUUGAAUAGUUUAAAACAACAAGCUUUUAUAACGCUCGUGAUAUCUUUGGCAGAGUUGAGUUUAGACUCAGAAAUCAGGCAAGUAACCGUACGAAACUACAUCCGGGGUAUCUUCUAAUUAACCGGACUUUCCGGUUAAUGUUUACAGAAAACGGUUCUGUUUGGAAAAUGACUUCGAAUAAAACUGCUGCCAUGCAGCCGCAGUUCAGUGAACAUGAAACCUCUCCAGAUUCUGGUACUCCUUCUUCAUGUGUUCCUUGGCCACUUGACCUCAAACUAACACAUCUGGACUGGAACCCCGAAGCCACUCUGAUCCACUUCCAGGCCCAGUACCUCACCAUAUGUGAACUGGACUAUAACAUCUUACAAGAUGAAAUAAGAAACACGCCAAAAACAAGCAUUGCUGUGGAUAUUGGAGACUUUUGUCUUGUGGAAGAUGUAGCUUCUGCCACCUGGUACAGAGGAAGGGUUCAGAACAGAAAAGACGACCAGUUUGAUGUCUUCCUUGUAGAUCAUGGGAAUGUCCUGAGUGUAGACGUUGCCCACUUGUCAUCAUGCUCCAAAGACCUGUUUAUUCUACCUCCAAAAAUAGUCAGUGGAUUUCUGGUAAAUGUCCUGCUGCUUCAGAGUAGUUCACAGUCUGUUUUGGAGGAUUAUUUCUUCAGCCUGAUUGGAAAAACAGUCACAGGUUACGGCCGAGCCCUUCUUCCUCACGAAGUCCUCCUGUUUGAAGCUCCAGACGUCAACAAUGACCUCGUCAGACAGGGCUUUGGGAGACAUGUGGACACAAACACGUUCCUAUUCCUGGUGGAGAUGCUCACAGAGGUGCCCGUCCGACAGAAUUUGGGGCCAGUUCCAGACCUAAUUAUUGAAAAGCCAGAAAAACAAGAGGUUAGUUUUAAACCACCCGCUCGGCGCAGAUACAAAGAUUUCUUGUCAUUCUGUAGACUUAGGUUGAGAUGUGGGGCUCGGGUCAAAGUGCGUGUCUCUGCAGCUGUCAGUGCCAAACUGUUUUACUGUCAAAUGGUCAGUAAGACGACAGAGCUUUUGGAAAUGUCAACGAAAUUGGCUGCAGUUUUUAGGAACUCAGUCAAGGACUACGGCCAGGCCACAGCAAAUGUAGGAAUACUGUGCUCAGUCAAACACAAAGAUGAGAAAUGGUACAGAGGCUUUGUGCCGUUUCUCCCUAUCAACUCUCAGGUCAGAGUCCUGUUCAUUGACUAUGGCUUCUAUGAAUCAGUAAAAGUAGAGGAUAUCCAAAGGUUGCCUCCCGACCUCUUCUCCACACCUGUCAUGGCAUUCCCAUGCUCUCUUUCCUGCCUGCAGGACCAGGACGAAGCUGUUAAAGACCAGCAGUUGAGUUUUCUGAAAGCCGGUUUGCUUGGAGCAGUGUUGGAUUUGGAAAUCUGUAGUUUUGAUAAGGAACAUGACCUUUGCAACAUAAAGUUGUUUGGUGCUGAAGAUAAUCCUUUGAAUGAGCCAGAGUCUGUUCAGGAGUCGACUAAAUGUGACGUCAGUGCUGUUUUAGACCUAAAAAAACUGUCACGUCAAGAUGGCUCUUUGUACUUCGACACAGUUAUUGAGGAAGCGCUGGGGAAAACAGUAGAAGAAGAAAAGGUGCAGGUUGGAGCUGUGUUUGUGGGAUACGUCACGCACGUCCAGAAUCCAAGUCAGUUCUGGAUCAGAACACAGAAACGCAGUGAUGAGUUCAUGGAAAUGACAGAGAACAUGGCAGAUCACUUUAGUCGAGUUAAACUGGAUGAAGAGGUGAUCCAGUCUCCUCAGCCUGGUUCACUCUGCUGUGCCGUGCACGAGGAGGACAUGCACUUUUACAGGGCCAUAGUCACAGACAUUCUUAACCACGGAGCGGAAGUUUUUUUUUUAGAUUAUGGAAACACUGAAAAGGUGCCUUACAUGUUGAUUAAGAAAAUACCUGAGGCAUUGGCCAGAAAACCACCGUUCGCCAUCUGUUGUACCCUUAACAUUUUGCCCACGGACGAUCUCUGGUCCAGCAGCGUCUCGGGCUCUUUCAGACAGACUGUGUCCAACAAGGCUGUUUUGGUUCGUGUCGUCCACAUAGGAAAAAACAAAUGUAUCGUUGAUCUCUAUGAGAUGGGCUGUGACAACAAGCAGAGCAUCACUGAUCACCUGCUGGCUUCUCAUCAAACACAAUGCUGGAACAGGAGUUCCAAGCAGCUGUUGGAGGACACCAACGUCCAGAGAAUGGGUGCAGGGUCCAACAUGAACUUGAUUCCAGAGCGAUGGGCCCCCUAUCAAGGAAAAUCAGAGGAGGUGCACGAGAAAGUAAGGAAAACAGCCGUAGCUUCCAAAAACUACAAAUCUUUGAGCGUCCAACCUGGGUUAGAGUUUGCAGUGUGCUGCACCUUCAUCAGCUCUCCGUCCGAUUUCUGGUGCCUGCCUCUGGAUAAAAUCCCAGCUUUGGACCAACUCAUGGACAAGAUCCAGCAGUAUUACUCGACCAACACAGUUCCACUCCAGACGCUCCCGUGUUGUGUUGUCAAGACGACUGUGAAUGGAAGAUGGUGCAGAGCUUUUAUCACAGAGAGGACAGAUGGUCACGCUAAGGUGGUAUUGGUAGACUACGGUUACACCCUCCAGGUGCAGGAGCAGGAUCUUCAAGAAAUAUUGCCAGAGUUUGUCACUUUAGAAGCACCAGCCUUUAGGUGCUGCAGUUUCAAUCUGGUGGAAGCUGCUGAAGACAGUGACAGUUGGCACUGGAGUCCAGAGGCAUGUAGCUCCGUCAAAAGGUUUGUCAUGGACAGCUGCAGAGAGUUAAGCUGUAAAAUAAUAUCUCAGGUGAAUGUUAAGGACAGAGGUCUGUACAAUGUUGUGGAUCUGUACAGCACACAAACACAGCAGAGUUUAAAAAGUUGGCUGAUGGAGCAAGGUCUGGCAAGAGAAGCAACAAUCUGGACAAAGAACCUGUCAGUGAUUUCACCCGAGUCUUUCAUGUACUCUUCUUAUGAUUUAGGACCAGGGAAUGACGAAGACGUCUUCAUCACACACGUCAGCAGUCAGUGGGAGGUCUUCUGCCACCUCAAGAAAAACACUGAAAUCAUCAACAACCUUGAAAACACAAUCUUGGAGGAGAGUGAGAAGAUGAUGAAGGCCAGCGCCGGAGCUGUGGUGAGGAAGCCGUGUUUGGCUAAAUACCUGGACGGCAGAUGGUACAGAGGCUUCCCUCAUGCAGUUCAGUCACCUUUACACCUCAGUGUGUUUUUUGUGGACUAUGGAAAUGAAAACAUAUGUGAGAAAGCCCAGGUCCUCUUCAUUCCCACAGACUCAGUUGAUCUUCUCUACACACCAAUGCAGGCGAUGAGAUUCCACCUGGUUUCAGUGUGCAAGCAGGAGAGCUAUGCUGACGUGAAAGAAUGGCUCAGCGACGCCGUCCUCAACAAGGAGACCAAAGCUUUCAUACACCGCAGCAAUGAGGAUGGUUCGUUUGACGUUGAGCUGUUUGAUGGAGAUGUUAAUGUUAACAAAAAAGUGAAGCAGUUGAUUUUCAGACACAGGGCUCAAACAGAAGAAGUUGUUGGUUUUAGUAGAAAAACUAAACCCAGUUCAGGAAACACAUGGUUCAGGUUUAAUCAAAGGAACCCUAGAAAAGGCAGAGCUCCAAAGUCUCUGUCACUAAAGCCAGACAGGACGCCUCAAAGUCGUCAUCCAUCUCAAAGAAUGAGCAAAGAGAGACAUAAUGCUCACGUAAAAUCUCUGGCCAAAGACACAAAAAUAAAACAAGAGGCGGUGGACGGGACAAAACCUUCCUCUGUGGAAACAUCUCACGUAGCCCAGCGUCGAAGGGAUCUAGAUAAAAGUUCAAAAUCCAUACCACAGAAGGACACUAACGCAGCUCAGUUAUCAUGUUUGCCUGAGAAGAAGGUUAACACCGGGCUCAGAGCAGACUGCUUCAUGUCUCACUUCCAGUCUUUAACCUCUUUCUACCUCUAUUUGUCAGACGACGGACCAAGCAUCCUGAAAAUGGCUGAGGAGCUAAACUCGCCUGCCCUAAGGAAUUCCCUGGAGACUGCUACAUCUGUGACGGUCAGUGACCUCGCUCUGGCCGAGUACGAGGAAGAUGGAGCUCUGUAUCGAUGUGUUGUGAAGGAUCAUCAGGGAAGUUCUUCCUUUGUGGUGGAGUUUGUCGACUAUGGCAGCACUGCUGCUGUGGAGAAGAAGAAAAUCUACGUCCUGCCCAAAGAGUACCUCACUCAGCCCAGAUUCAGCAUUCACUGUUCACUGUUGGAUCCAAGCACUUUCCAAGACGGAGCUGCGUUCACUGACACUGUGGCGGAGAAGCCUCUCGUGGUCGACUUUGUCCGUCAGCGUGGAUCUGUGUGGGAGGUUCUUGUUGAAGAAGCUGAAGUCCCUUCAAAUGUUGAACGCAGUUCUGGUGAAGACCCUGAAAAAGAGGUAGUGGCUGAAGGCUCGCCUUUAAUCAUACAGGAAGUGACAUCAUGUGAACCGGACCGACUUAUAGAAACAGUUGUGCCCGUCCACAGGGACAGCUUCAGUGUCAGACUGUCAGGAACAGGGCUGGAGACCACGGUCCAUUCUCUGACUGACCACCACGGCAACUGGGAACCUGUUGAUGAAGCAGUGACACCAGACCUCAGACGUUUGUUUCCAGUGAGGACGGACGCUAAUCAGAACUUCAAGACCACUGGAGAAGGACCUCAUCUGGACUGUCCUCCUCCUCAGAAACUCCUCUUUGCGUCCGUGGACAUGGACAGAGAGUACUUUGGCGUUGCUGCUGCCGUCAAAACACCCUCUGAGUUUUAUGUCAUUCUGGAAGACUUGAUCCUCUCCAUGAACCAGGUGUCCAACCUGUUGGACGACCUCCCCGAGGAGCUGUCUCCUCUCCCUGAGUCACACAUCGUCCCUGGUACCUGCUGCCUGUUAAAGACAGGCUCCCAAAUGAGGUCCUGCAGAGCGGAAAUAGUUCAGACCAGCACCAGGGUGGACCUGAACCUGGUGGACUACGGCCACUGUGACUCUGUUCCACACCGAGACCACGUCAGACUGAAGCGGCUGCCGGAGGAGCUGCUCAAACUGCCGAAAGUGACGUAUCCGUGCAGGUUGGGAGGCGUGAGGCCGACGGGGAAGCGGGACCAGUGGACAGAUGAAGCUGCCGUCUACUUCCAAAAACAGCUGGAGCAGAAGAACCUUCAGAUCACCUUCAGAGAACUGCUGGGGGAGUCUUUCUGGAAGGUGGACGUUGUGGCUGACGGUGUCCACGUUGCCAAUGACCUGGUGGAAGGUGGACACGCCUGUUUUGAGGACGUCAUGCUGGGGCUAAGGUACCGGGAACCGUUCUGUUCCACAGAAGAGGCUGAGGUGACGUCAGACCUCAGAAGACCUGGAAGAGGAAACAGAGGAAACAGAGGAGCACCGUUCACUUAGCUCUGUUUCAGGACCAAGUGUCCCGGCAGGAGGAGACCACAGGAUGUCCUGAAGUCAUUGGUUUAAAAUCCUCUGACAAAAAGUUAAAAGUUUAAAAAGUGACGUGAAAGUUUAAACUUGAACAAAACAUUGGCACGUUAUUAUUAGUCUUUUUUUAAAUUUUUUAACAGAAAAUAAGGUUUGAAUUUAAACAUUUUAUAACUGGGCUGUAGAGGCGCCAAGUUCUCCUGAGUUUUAUAUAGUUGUUUCUGUGUAAGAUGUCAUUCUUGUACAUUCAUAAUAACUAAUGUUAAAUGUUGUACAAGUAGAAACACCAAGUGUCCUUUUUUGAAAAAAAAUUUUUUUAGUUCCAUUUUCAAUUUCUUCUUUUGAGUUUUCUAAAACUUUGUUGUAGAGCAGUCUCACAGCCUAGAUACUAGUACAUACUAGUAUUUCAAGAUACCAGCUAUAUACAUACUGUAUAUAUAUUUAGAAAUUUGUAUAUAUAUAUAUACACACACACACAGUGAAACAUCGAGAUAUGAGUAUUUUGAGUUAUGAAUGUGUUCUCAACAUACGAGUAUUUUGAGUAUGCUGUGUUCUGAUUUAAUUUAUCACAGGAAUCCUGAUAUAUUAUAUUUUUGUGUGUGUAUGUGUGUGUGCAAUUAAAAACAUGUUUUGUCUGUUUUCUGGAGUUAAACGUGCCUUUGCUUCUAGAUACGAGCACCUCAACAUAUGAGUGUACUGUACCGACUGUCUGGAAGGCCAAAAGAAGAGGUUUAACCAAGUUGCUGCACUCCUGAUGAUGGGACCAUUGUUGAAUCCUGUGAGCCCGUGGUUGACAGUAGUGUAGAGUAUGUAAUGAUACAUGUAUUUUUGGACUUUGUGAUUAAAUGUAUGUUGUAAAUGUGAAUUGUUUUACAAAUAAAA
Cynoglossus semilaevis (tongue sole) is the source of this 6437-nucleotide messenger RNA. It is a transcript of the gene tdrd15, whose product is annotated as tudor domain containing 15. NCBI's taxonomy places the organism in Eukaryota, Metazoa, Chordata, Actinopteri, Pleuronectiformes, Cynoglossidae. The record is from RefSeq and is a predicted model, not a curated record. The coding region runs from base 246 to 5528 and encodes 1760 amino acids. The transcript is spliced from 6 exons.